UGGAAUUCACGGCAGCGACGCCGACAGGAUACCACCGGGUGUUCACCAAUGAAUGCAGGGCGUCACCCUCAGGCACAAUACCGUGGCACCAACAGCACCAGGAAACGACACUGCGGCGGCACGUCAAAGGAGAAUUUCCGUCGCGCGAACACCUCCAGGACGUCCAGCGACUUGAGCGGCAGCCAUGGGACUCGACUUCCUGGCAGACGGAGGUGCCGACUUCGAGCAUGCAAUCACCGUAACAGGUUUUGGAAAAUUUCACUAUAUGUUAUUGAUGAUCUGCGGACUGAUCUAUAUGGACACAGCCAUCGGCGUGACAAUACUUUCAUUCGUACUCCCAGCAGCACAAUGCGACUUAGAGAUGGAUUCCAGUGCGAAGGGUUGGCUAACGGCCUCUCCCAUGCUAGGUAUGCUGAUUGGAUCGUAUAUAUGGGGAUGCCUGGCUGACACGAAGGGUAGGAAGAUUGUAUUAAUAGCCACGCUUCUAAUGGACGGCAUUGUGGGCAUCUUGUCCUCGUUUGUCCAAUACUUUUGGGUGUUCCUUCUCUUCCGGUUUUUCAACGGCUUCGCUGUGACUGGCGCCAUGGGUAUUUGCUUUCCAUAUCUCGGCGAGUUUCAACCCACGAAAUAUCGCGAACGCUGUCUUUGUUGGAUGGAAAUGUUCUGGACGGUCGGUGUAAUAGUCUUGCCAUUGAUCGCCUGGUUGAUUAUACCGCUGAAUUUCACGUAUGUGAGCAACAUGUUUUAUUUCAAGACAUGGAAUCUUUUCGUGGCGCUCUGCGCCUUGCCGUCGCUUAUGCUCGGUCUCUGGCUUUUCGCCUUUCCGGAAAGUCCGAAAUUUCUGCUGGAAUGCGGCGAGACCGAGGCCGCUCUUGAAGUGUUCAAAUGGAUCUACUCACAAAACACUGGCGCUGAUCCUGAUACAUAUCCGGUGAAAUGUCUACAAGAAAAGACAAAAGAUAAGAGUACCAGGUCGUUAAAAUUGCACAAACGGAAAGAUCUGAAGGUUCUCUUCACAGAAAUACGAGAACUAACGAGCGCGCUCUGUAAGCCACCCUAUUUGCGUAAUACAUUGCUCGCCUGUGCCAUUCAAUUCGGACUCACCAGCAGUUAUUACACUUUGAUGGUCUGGUUUCCGGAAUUGUUCACCAGGUUCGAAGAGUUUGAGCAUAUGAAUCCAGGUGAGACCACAUCGGUAUGUAUCGUCUCUGCUCUGCCAGAUAACGCCACUCUCGUGGACCCUUACGGAUGUGAUAUGACAAUCGCACCGUCCGUUUACUUGCACACCGUAUACAUUGGGCUCGCAUGUAUCCCGGGUUCCGUCAUUCUACCUCUUUUCGUGCACAAAUUGGGAGCCAAAUUCUUCUUAAUCGUGUCGCUGGUGGUUUCCGGAGCAGUGACGGUGGGUUUUUACUAUGUAGUAAACUCAAUGCAGAAUUUAUGGCUUUCGUGCGUAUUCGAAGCGCUCACGUCCCUCGGGAUCUCUCUAGUUUAUUGCGUGAUCGUCGACAUGUUCCCGACGAAUCUCAGAGUGAUGGCCGCGGCUUUAUCAUUGACGAUGGGCCGACUAGGAGCUUUGGUUGGCAACUUGGUGUUCGGUUAUCUGAUCGAUUUAGCCUGCGUAAUUCCUAUUGUAUUAUUCGCUACGUUUUUGUUUGCAUGUGGCUUCAUGUCGUUUCUGUUACCAAGAACUGGGAAAGAAACAUUGGAAUAAAAUUGAAGGGAGGAAGAGGUUGUUCUGUUUCUGUUCAUUCAAGCAACUCGAGAAAUUUGCACCUGGAUCACUCAUCGUUAUAUUUAUUAAUAAACUUAUUUGUAAAAAUUGUGCGAGACCAUUUACGUUUUAUCCCUGAUGAUAAACCUCUGAUUUAUC
Harpegnathos saltator (Jerdon's jumping ant) is the source of this 1873-nucleotide messenger RNA. Its product is annotated as synaptic vesicle glycoprotein 2C. Gene Ontology annotation, biological process: transmembrane transport. Gene Ontology annotation, cellular component: membrane. Gene Ontology annotation, molecular function: transmembrane transporter activity. Bases 185 to 1714 code for a protein of 509 amino acids. The record is from RefSeq and is a predicted model, not a curated record. NCBI's taxonomy places the organism in Eukaryota, Metazoa, Arthropoda, Insecta, Hymenoptera, Formicidae. The transcript has 11 exons.